Molecule: messenger RNA, 885 nt
Organism: Durio zibethinus
Lineage: Eukaryota; Viridiplantae; Streptophyta; Magnoliopsida; Malvales; Malvaceae
Product: FCS-Like Zinc finger 1
Source: RefSeq, a predicted model, not a curated record
UCUGAAUCCAAUGGCAAUCCGAUGGCAUUUAUGGCCUUUUGAGCCUAAAUCAAUGGCAACAAGGUCAACGGUGCACAACCAACCCUAAAAAAUUUCUAACUUGGAGAUGCAGGUACUUGUAGCCAAUGGAUUCACUAGCACGGAUUCCUGAAACCUGCCGUUGUUUAUAGCUUUUUCCUCGAUACGGUACAAAGCUUUCCAGUUUCCCCUAUUAAAUCCACAUUUCACCCCUGCACCCACUCAGCUUCCUUUCUUAACCAUCUUCUUAACUUACUCUCUUCCUUCAAAGACCCCAAAGACCGGACCUUUUCUAACAGACCAGAUGGACUACUCUGGACCGUCAAGGAGGCCUUGUAUUAUAGAAGAAGAUGAUGGGUUGGCUUCUCUUGUAGUUAUGGAAGCUGGAUACUUAGGAAGCCAUUACCACAGUCAUAAGCAAAAUGGGUUUUUUUCAAGACCUUUUUGUUACUCUAGGAGGAGUAGUUUGAGGAAUCUGUCUUGUUCUUUAGUUUCUUCUCCAAGGCCUUCCAGGCUUUAUGAUGCCAGAUUUGAAGACCAUCAACCCCAUUUCUUGGAUGCUUGUUUUCUUUGCAAGAAACCUCUGGGGGGUAACCGAGACAUCUUCAUGUACAGAGGGGAUACACCUUUCUGUAGUGAAGAUUGCAGACAAGAACAAAUAGAUAUAGAUGAAGAUAAGGAAAAGAACUGGAACCUUUCUUCCUCAAUGAAAGCUUUGAGAAAGAAGGACCAAAGGAAAUCUACAUCUCCAACUAAUGCCAAAGACUACUCUUUACAAAGAGGCACUGUUGCAGCUGCCUGAAUCACCUCCCCAAAGGAAAUAAUAUUAAUAUCUGCAUAUAUAAUAUAUAAGUUGAAAAAAAAAAA